This is a messenger RNA of Cyanistes caeruleus (blue tit), 419 nucleotides long. Lineage: Eukaryota; Metazoa; Chordata; Aves; Passeriformes; Paridae. The record is from RefSeq and is a predicted model, not a curated record.
CGCUGCGGGCUUGCACAGAGGCACAGCGGCUUUCCAAGGCGCCCUUCUCCUGCCGAGUGUGCUUUCCUGGAGUGAAGGGAACCCAGCUGCUGUUGGUGCUGGUGCUCGGUUUACUGGUGUGGUCUCUCAUCGCUGCCACAACGUACCACCUCCAUGCGGCAUACGGCUGGGUGAUGUUCGUGUCCCUCUUCUUCUGGAUACUAACACUCCUUUUCUUCGUGACUUACCUCCUGCAGCUUCAUCAGAAGUUCUACAUGAUCCCUUGGCCCCUCGUGCUGAUGAUCUACAACGCCGUGGCCACCGUGCUGUACAUCACCGCCUUCGUGACGUGCGCGGCCGCGGUGCAGCCCACGUCCUGGCGGCAGUGGGACUACAACCGCAGAGCCGCCGCCUCCGUGAGUAGCGGCGGGCAGGGGAGG